This is a messenger RNA of Prorocentrum cordatum, 495 nucleotides long. NCBI's taxonomy places the organism in Eukaryota, Dinophyceae, Prorocentrales, Prorocentraceae. The record is from the annotation of a GenBank genome assembly.
AUGCCAGGCAGCAACCAAGAUUCGAAAGGGCGCGCUGCAGUAAUGGCACAGAGCGGCGAACGGACCACGGUCAUGAUGUGCAACCUGCCGAUGUCCUACACGUCCGACAGGUUGGUCGUCUUCUUGGAUCUUCACGGAUACUCGAAGCAGUUCGACCUUGUCUACGCACCAAUCAAUUUCAAGAGCAUGACUUGUGUUGGCUAUGCUUUUGUGAAUUUCAUCACUCACGAGCAGGCGACGCACUUCAUGGAUGCAUUUGAUGGUUUCGACAAAUGGGGUUCGCCAUGUCAGAGCCCGUGCUUCCUAUGCUGGAGCGACGUCCAAGGCCUUAAUCAUAAUGUCAGGUACUAUCAAAACAGCCCUGUUAUGUGUGAGUCGGUGCCAGAUUUCUGCAAGCCCAUUCUCUUGAAGGACGGUGUGCAGAUAUCAUUUCCGAAGCCGACCAAGAAGUUGCGCGCGGUGAAGUGCCGCAGGGGCAUGGCCGAACGCGACUAG